Messenger RNA from Closterium sp. Naga37s-1, 1110 nucleotides. The record is from the annotation of a GenBank genome assembly. Lineage: Eukaryota; Viridiplantae; Streptophyta; Zygnematophyceae; Desmidiales; Closteriaceae.
AUGGCUACCCCUAGUGUCCUCGCUUUUGACGCUGAGGGUCGGGCCAUUGACUUUGAUGUCUGGAUAGAUGACCUGCAGCUUUUCUUACAGUGCGACAGGGCAGACGGCCUCUCCCUCUUUGACCUCACUUCUGGUGCCUCUCCUGCCCCCGCUGCUGAUGCUGACGCCACUGUUCGCUCACAGUGGGCCACGCGCGAUGCUGCUGCACGUCUUGCUGUGCGUCGCCACCUGCCUACCUCUGAGCGUGCGCACUUUAGCCAGUACAAGAGUGCUCAGACCUUGUACGACGCUGUAGUUGCGCGCUACUCCUCCCCUGCCACUGCUGCACUGAGCCGCCUCAUGCUACCGUACCUCUUCCCUGACCUUGCUGCCUUUCCCACAGUCGCUGACCUCAUUACGCACCUCCGCACUAGUGACACUCGCUACCGCGCUGCGCUUCCUGCUGAGUUCUGCGCCAAGAACCCCCCCCCCAUGUACAUCACCCUCUACUACAUAGUCACCCGGCUCCCUGACUCCCUUCGCGUAGUCAGGGACCACUUCCUCUCAGUUUGCCCCACCACUCUCACCGUUGACCUCCUCGAGAAGUCCCUCCUAGCAGCAGAGAAGAGCAUAGUCGCUGUAGGAGCCUCUCGUGGUGACCCUCGCACCCCCAUCUUUGAGGGGUGUUCCCCCUCCCCCCUUUUGCCCUCUGUUGCCUCUGCUGCUGCGGCCGACCUCGUUGGGCUUGAGUCAGUCGGUGCGGCGUCUACCCCUAGCAGGAGACGUCGCCCUGGCAAGGGCAAGGGGGGCAGGGGCACUGGAGGAGCUAGCGGGGGCGGUGGAGGCGGAGGUGGAGGCGGUGGAGGGGGUGGGGGUGGCGGUGGGGGUGGUGGCGGGGGUGGAGGCGUCGGUGGCGGCAGUGGAGGCGGAGGCGGCGGCGGCGGUGGCGGUGGGAGCGGAGGUGGCGGCGGUGGAGGAGGAGGCGGCGGAGGAGGUGGAGCUGGUCGGGGUGGCGCUGCGCAGAGGGUCGGCUCCGGUGGUGGUCAGCGCCAGCAGCAGCAGCAGCAGCAGCAGCAGCAGCGCACUCGUGACAUCCCCUCCCCUCAGCAGCUCCGUGAGUGCUGUCUUUGA